Actinia tenebrosa (Australian red waratah sea anemone) is the source of this 4115-nucleotide messenger RNA. RefSeq lists its product as uncharacterized. Gene Ontology annotation, molecular function: protein binding. Lineage: Eukaryota; Metazoa; Cnidaria; Anthozoa; Actiniaria; Actiniidae. The record is from RefSeq and is a predicted model, not a curated record.
UCCACGCUCGGAACAAAGGGGAGAGACAUUUUCCAUUGAAGAAAUGAGAUCAAUAAUUCUGACUCUAGAAUGAUUUGUAAUUCAUACAUUUAACACACGAAUUUGGCCCCGAAAAAACGGAACACUAAACAACGAGGACUUUGCGAGUUGAUAUUGUAUUAAAUUGCGUCCAAUCCUGACACUAACCUGGGCACAAACAGCAAAAAGUUUGCAGCAACACUUGACCUAUCGUCAUCAUGUUACGACUGAUACUGUAAGCACUGAUUUCUGCCACAGAAGUUAAUGGAAUUUAUACUAUUGAAGAGUGCUUUCUGGAUUCUCGUGCUUUUGGUCUUGCUAUGGCUAUCCAAGCUCAGUUCGGCUGUAAACACUUCGGAUUGUUCGACACACUUGGUACGCCAUGGUGUACGGCGGGAAUUAUGGCAUGGCUUGAAUGGAGGAUACUUCCUAACACACCUCACAGAAAACGAACGUUUCAUACAAAACAAACCAGAUAAAACAAGUGUUCUGGACACCUUCAAUCCACCUCAGAGCUUUUCGACAUUUUAUGGUCAGCGACUGAGUGCAUUUUUUAUACCGAGUAUCAGUGGAGCUUAUACUUUUGUAGCGACUUGUGAUUCUGAAUGUAAAGUUUUACUUAGUAAAGAUGAAGGUCCUAGACAUCAACAAACUAUUAUUAACUUAGAUCAAGGACAUAAGACAGGAUACAACGAAUGGAAUAGAUUUCCUGAACAGCGGUCGUGCCCACAAGAUCUAGAAAGCCACGUGGUGUACUACUUGGAAGCUUUGCAUUCUAACCACAAGGCAAGAGACCACUUUCGUCUUCGGAUCAUUCCCCCAGGAAAGCAAGACUUACAAGAUAUAGAGAAGAAAUACUUAGUUCCCUACGAUAAAAAUUCUUUAGAAUGUUCUGUGCUCAAGACGGAUUGCGGGAUUGUUUGUGGAGGAAGCAAAAACACUUUUAUAAGACCAGUGAAUAAUGUUACCAAGUUUUGUGACUUUACCAAAUAUAUUCCAGUUAAACCAACUUCUUUGCCAGAUUAUUUUCUUAACGUCUCUACCACAGUAACAAACUCAACGUCCAUCAACGUGUUCUGGCAUUUUGUCAAUAGUAUUUUUCCAAGUGGAAUCUCUGAGUAUAAUUUGUUAUACAGCUAUAACACUACGAUACCACGAGAUGACGGGCAGAAUAUCACACAACGAACGUACAGCACAAUACUUAGUGGAAACUUAUCUGCAGUCACUUUAAAUGGAUUGAGAAAAUUUACUAUUUAUUGUAUUCGAAUUGUUUAUAUUGCUCGUACUGUCAAAGGAGAUUCAGGUUGUACAUAUGCACAAACACACGAAGAUGUUCCAAGCAUGUCACCAUCACUACAAGUCAUAAAUAAUGCUAUGACGUCAAUACGUGUUACCUGGCAACCACUACAGGAACGUUAUAUACAUGGUGUUUUACGAGGAUACAGAAUAAAGAUCACCAACAUGAAUGAGUCAAGCAGUCUACCGGAGGUUAUUGUAACCGGAAGUGACGAAAGUUUUAAAAUUGUGAAUGGAGUCAAGAGACAAACAUAUUAUUGUGUGCGGAUAUUAGCUUUUACCAGUAAAGGAGAUGGGCCAUUCAGCGAGUGUGUUUUUAUUCUAACUUUAACUGAAGAUCAUUUGCUAAAUAUCACAACAAUUACAACCAGCUCAACUACAAUUCAAGUUUUCUGGAAUUUCGUCAAUAACUACGUCCCUAAAGACAUCAAUGGAUAUCGCUUAAGCUACACGUAUAACAUGACCAUACCUGGAUCGAUAUCUGAGAAACACAAUGUAACGCUUAGGACGUUCACUACAAUAAUUAAUAGAAAUCUAUCAGCAGUAACUCUAACUGGAUUACAGAAAUAUACUCUGUAUUGUAUUCAAAUGGAAUAUUUUACUAGUGAUGACGAGGGAGGGUCAAAUGGCUGUACGUAUGUCAAGACACACGAAGACGUUCCAAGCAUGUCACCACCACUACAAAUCAUGAAUAUUGCUAUGACGUCAAUACGUGUUACCUGGCAACCACUACAGGAACGUUAUAUACAUGGUGUUCUACGAGGAUACAAAAUAAAGAUCAUCAACAUGAAUGAGUCAAGCAGUCAACCGGAAGUUAUUGUAACCGGAAGUGACGAAAGUUCUAUUACUGUGAAUGAAGUAAAGAAGUUCAAUCUUUAUUGUGUGCGGAUAUUAGCUUUUACCAGUAAAGGAGAUGGACCAUUUAGCAACUGCACUUCUAUCGUUACAUGGACAGAAGAUUUGUUACCACAAACAACGAUACAUAACUACACCGGAAUUACGUCAUUCAACAUCACGUGGGCACCGUUGCCUGGUUACCUACGCACUCAUCUGAUUGGUUAUCUUUUGUCAUAUACUGCAAUCCAACACGCUGAUAAAGACCUAGAGAAUGAGCAUUCAUAUGUCAUGAACGUUACAGCUAACGUCACGCACACUAGCGUGACAGGUUUGAGGAUCUACACUGUGUAUAGAGUGGAGAUAAGACCGUUGAUCAGAAUAGGAGUGGGGCGCACAAGACUUGUUUUGAUUGCAGCCACUUGUAGGUGUAACCCCAUUAUGAAGGCCCUAUGGAGUCCAGUCCCCCCAUACGCGGUCAUAUCAUCAACAUCUACUCCAACUGGUCUGAUACCACGAAUCCUCUCCGAUAUGGUGGGAUAUUCAUGCGGGCAGUGCUCAGAACAUGGUCUUCCUCGGAUCAUCUAUCAGCUUGACCCUCAAGGCUCCUACAGGGGGAUCAGAGAUACUGAAAUGGAUCGAGAUAACGUUGACUUUAUCUUUCCUGUUCGGCAAUCAAAGGACAGACAGACAACUCCCAAUGGAAAUUACUACGUACCCCUCUUGGAAGUACCCGGGUUUGCGUUUUUGACUUCUGUUAAGACAGAAAUGGCUUAUGCAAGACAGGUUGCGUCUUCGGUGUUUCACUGUUGGCCGAUUGUUGCCAUUAGUUUAUCGAUGACUGUUGUAUCAGGAUUCUUCUUGUGGAUUCUGGAAGCAAUUACAGACCGCCGUAAAUUACCAGCUCACUUCUACCAAGGGGUGAGCGAAACGGUGUGGUGGGCAUUCGUCACCAUGACAACCGUAGGGUAUGGUGACAGAGUUCCUAAAUCUCAUAUCGGUCGAGUGUUCAGUAUUGCAUGGUUCUUCAUAGGAUUAGUUACUGUUGCCCUGUUGGUUGGUUCAAUAACGUCUUCUCUCUCAGUCAAGAUUCUAAAUGAACAGCUUUACGUCAAGCGUGACAAAAAGCUAGCAUCUCUUGACAACCCACUGGAUUACAGGGCUUUGAUGAGAGUCGAUGAAAGAGCAACGACACGAACAACAUACGAAGAUCUCGAGAACCUAGCAGAAGCUCUAAAAGUUGGCCUUGCCGAAGGUAUCAUCGUGGAUAUGUACAUGGCAGGAUUUCGAACAGACUUGUUCAACGGUUCAUGGUACAAAGUUUCCAGCAUAUUGAACGAGAAGUUCUAUUAUGGUGUUAACAUAGGAGGAGGUGCAGCUAGGCUAGCAAAGAGGUUCCAGGAGUAUGCCACUACGACAUAUGAAGUAGAGAUCAAGUUACUUCAAGAAGAACGAGAGAAAAAAACUGUUUCGAAUCAAUUCAACGUGCACUCUCAAACAGUACGCCAAGAGAUUGAUCUGCUUGAUCCAAGCACAACGAUGUAUCAACUGACUGUAUUUUUUCUAUUGGCUGCUCUUGGUUGUGCCGUUGUUGCAGGAAUGUUAUUCUACUCUUGGAAUAAGAACAAGGCCAUUGACAAGUACGCUCAAGUACCAAACCUAAGCCCCGCUGAACAGUACAAAAGAAGCAAGGAGGAAAUGCGAUUUUUACUGGAAACGUUUUAUAGACAAAUGUUAAAGAUUCACACGGAGCUGAAAGAAAAACACCGAAGACAAUGGAUAGCGUACGCUAAGCAAAGGAAAGCUAGAAAACAUGAGAUCGUUUGGUUGUAGGGUAGGGCUUGCUGUAUUAGGGACCUUAAGCUGCAGGACGGCAAGGUGGGCGAGAACGUCGGCGAAAUUGAGGCGCUUCAACCUUCUAUUGUAUUAUUAUUUCGUGUUUACCUAGUAUUUUACUCAAUAAGCAU